Molecule: messenger RNA, 4751 nt
Organism: Oryzias latipes (Japanese medaka)
Lineage: Eukaryota; Metazoa; Chordata; Actinopteri; Beloniformes; Adrianichthyidae
Gene: scaf1
Product: SR-related CTD-associated factor 1
Molecular function (GO): RNA polymerase II C-terminal domain binding
Source: RefSeq, a predicted model, not a curated record
CUUAGCGAUCCGGUUUCACCAGAGGGAAGAUGGCGGCGCUAAGUGGAACAAGGCUGCCGCUGCGUUUCUAAAAAACGACUAAAGCGGACCGCGCGGGGCUUGGAGAAGCGAGUCGGUGUCUUAGACGGCUUGUCGGUGAUCCCGGGGCGGAUGCUGCGGCCUCGGAGGGGAAACGGGAGCGCGGACGAUUCGCUCCUGCUUGUCCUUGUGUGACCGCCGCCCCCCCAGCCCCACAGGGAGAUCUCUGUGCCCCCCCUCAUGGACUUGACUCCAACUCUUGGUUUGAAGAGGAGGCUCGCCUCCCCCUCGUCCCCCGCUGGAGUUGGGGAGCCCGCCAGGACUCUUCGUCGCUCUCCCUCCUCGUCCCUUUCACCUUCAUCUUACCCGUCCUCCCCCCUGUCUUCAUCUUCGUCGGUGGGGGCUUAUCAAAACCAUGUGAAAAAUCAGAGGGCGGGGUUCUCCACAUCUGCCACGCUCACCACUCCUCCCACCUCCCUGGACUUCCCUCGCGCAUCCAUGCAGUCCGGUGGAGACCGUGCCGAAGAUGGUCGGAGGAAGAUGUACGAUCCCUUCAGUCCCACUGAUGGAGACAAGGAGAGGAGGGGGGAGGUGGAGGGGGGAGAAGGAGAGAAGUACGACCCCUUUGACCCCACCGGCUCCCCGGCAUCAGAUGAGGACAACAGGAGCGACAAAGAAUGGAUUUCAAAGGGGGAUGACGAUGAAGAGGAGGAGAAAGAUGAAGAACCUCCAGAUUCUACAGACACACUGACGGACCUGCCGAGCCCCCAGCUGACCACCAAGCUCCCUCUGAGGAGGAGGGUGGAGCGUGGCCCCCUCAGAGCCGGGCGGCCGGCGGGCGCCGUUGACUCUGAUAAUUCUGAGAUCGAGGAAGGAGAAAUAGUUGGAGUCGUUGACAGAGACGGGCUCAAAAAAAGACUGAACGAAGAAGCCCCGCCUCCUGGCUCCCCCAAGAUCUCCUUCUUUGCUUCAAAGCCAGAGAGGAUCCUCCGGGUUCUGGACGGAGACGGGUUUGUGUCGGUCUGCGCCGAAGGAAACUGGGAGGAAGAGCGGGAGGACGAGCCUGUGGUCGGGGUGGAAGAUCUGAGGAGGAAGCUGGUGAGCAGGAGGAAGGAGCGGUAUCUCUCCUUUCCCGCCUCAUCGCCCCCUUCGCCUCAGCAGCCGAGACCUCCCCCUUCUCCUGCCACUCCCCCCGCUGAGCAGCCCAGCAAGAGCCACAAGGCCUCCAAGAGCGCCAAGGAGCCCGACCGGCAGAAAAGCAAAGAACGCAAAACCGGAGAUAAGGAGACGAAGAGGAAGAAGAGAAGGAAAGGCAAAGAGGGAGAUCGGAACAGGAGCAAAGACAAAGAGCAAGGAGGCAAGGCUGGAAAGGAGGUCAAAGCAAGGAGGAGCAGCAGGAGCAGCAGCCGUAAGAGAAAGAGAAGACGGCAGAGCACCCCGGAGGCCUCCCACUCCUGCAACUCCUCACGAAAGGGAGGUCACUCCAGGCGAUCCUUCUCCAGCCUGUCAGAGGACAGACACCGAGAGAGGGAAAGAGACAAGGACAAAGCCCGAGACAAAGGCAGAGACCGAUCCAGAGACAGAUCCAGAGACAAGGACAGGUCUAGAGACCGAGAUAAAGGGCGGGAAAGAGGAGAGCGAGAGCACCGGAGCAGCAGCAGCCGCAGACGAAACGACGGAACGCGUGACAGUCGUCCCAGAAAGAGAGACAAGAAGGAGAAACCACAUUCAAGCAGCAGAGAGCGGCCCGCAGCGCAGAGCGCCAAAAGGAGCAGGGAGAGGAGGGACGGCAACCGAGACCGCCACCACGACCGGGAGCGUCGCUGCGAUGGCCGCCCUGUGGUUCCGCCCUCCAUCCAGGACCUCAACGGGGCCGACCUCUUUGCCAUCAAACGAACCAUCACGGUCACCACCACCACCACCACGGUGCCCGGCUCCCCCAGACACGCCCCCCCAUCCCCCUGCCGCAUCGCAGAGGUUGCCGAUCCCCACAAGAGGAAGAAGAGAAAGUGGCGCUCGUCUGUGGAUGUGGAGGAUCACCGAAGGAGUCGCAGCUGCUCGCCGCCACUCUCGCCGCCAAGAUACCAUGGCUACGGCUCAGACCGCUACUCCGACAAACUAGAGAUCGACGUUUUGUCUUUGGACGGGGAAGCUCUAGACUCGGACUACCCGUCUUUAGAGGACACGCCUCCUGCUGCUCUGCCUCCAGAACCUCAUAUUCCCAGCCCCAAACCCAAGUCGGCCCCCAAGACUGGACAGAACCGCUCCAAAAAGAAGUCCCGCAUCCUGAAGAAGUCUGAAUCCUCCUCCAGUAGAACCACCGGCAAAUGUCUGUCCUCGCUGACGGUCACUUCGGGCUCCGCCUCCGCCUCGCCAGCCCUCCCCUCAGUGAAGCGACCCAGAAAACUCGGGAAGGAAAAGGGGCGGGACAACAGCAGGAAGGACCCGAGUCGGCCGGGGAAAUCCAAGAAGGAGACAGGCGGCAGUCGGAAGGGCAAGCUUCAGUCCAAGGUGUCCGUGCUGGUCCGGGAGGGGGUGAGCAGCACCACGGGGGCCGGAGUUGGCUCCGGGAAGCUGAGCAUGGACCUUCUUGGUCCUGGAGGGGCAGGAGGCGGAGCUGGAGGCUCAGUGGUGGGAGGAUCCAUUGCUGUGGUCUUCUGCAGGGACAAUGAAAGCAGAUCGCCCUUCCUCAAGCCCUGCUCCGAGCCGCUGUCGCUGGGGGGCCGCAGUAAGGACCUGACCGGCUUGGCCAAGCGAAGCGGUUUGGCUGGACCACCAUCGUCCUUAACCGGCCCCGCGGGGCUUAAACCCAAAAAGACCAAACCCAGCUCCAUUACAUCCACCUCCUCCUCAGCGUCCUCCCCCUCAUCCUCUCUGGCAACCAAGCGCCGCCGCCGCCUCGCCAAAAAGGUAAAAGAGAAAAGCGGAGCCAUUGGCUCGACUGCAGAGGACGGUAGCCAAUCAAAACCUCCGCCUGAAGGCUGGGGCGGAGCCUCCUUUGAUGGUCAGUCUGUCGCUAAAGAGAGCGGGAGUAAGACGGUCAGCCCUCACACUGGCCAUACCGGGCCGGCGCCCUCCUCCUCCUCCUCCACGUCCUCAUCCACCAGCGUGCUCCCGCCCUCCUCCUCCCCCCCACACAGUCCUCCUUCAUCUGCCGCUCCUCUGAGGGACACCCGGGAGUCGUCGCCCGACUCUCAGACCGUGGACAGUAGCUGCAAGACCCCAGAACCGUCCUUCUUGGGGGAGGACGGUCCAGCCCGGAGCAGCCCCACACCGGCCCCUGCCAGUCCCUCCAGCCUGUCCACGCCGCAGGGCGCCGGCAUCACCAAUGUCUUGACCACACCCACCGCAAAGCACCAACCUCCAGAUGACACCCCGAAGUCUGUGGCGUCUCCUCCUUCCUCGUCUUCGUCAGCAGGCGGGGGCCUCAACUCUCUCUCUCUGCCCCUGUCUUCGUCUGAUCCCUCCUCCUCGUCUUCGGUGUCGUCCUCCUCUGCCAGCAAACCUCCUCCUCCUCCACCCCCGCCUCCCCUGACGGCAUCCAGCCUCCCCUGGAGCCUGCAGACCGGGGUGGACUGCACGACGGGGGGGGUCCUGGCAUUGACCGCCCUCCUCUUCAAAAUGGAAGAAGCCAACCUGGCCAGCAGAGCAAAGGCUCAGGAGUUCAUCCAGGCCACCAGCCAGAUCCUCUCACAGGCCAAUCAGAGCCAGGCACAGCAGCUUGCUCCUCCCCCCUCUGCACAAAUCCCUCCCCCUCCUGGUCUAAGCCCCACCCAGUUCAUUCUCCACAGCUCUCGUCCUUUGGCUGGAUGCACCAAGACGCCACCCCCUCAUCUCCACGCCUCCAUAACAGCCGGGUGUGCGCAGACCCCCCCCUCUAUCAUGCCUGGAGGGCUGUUGGGGGUGACGGGGGGCUCCAGUGAUGCAGCAUGGGAAAAUGAGUCCAAAGACCCUGACAAGUAUCUGAAGAAGCUGCACACGCAGGAGCGCGCGGUCGAGGAGGUCAAGCUGGCCAUCAAACCUUACUAUCAGCGCAAGGACAUCAACAAGGACGAGUACAAGGACAUCCUCCGUAAAGCCGUGCAUAAGAUCUGUCACAGCCGCACCGGAGAAAUCAAUCCGGUCAAAGUCAGCAACCUGGUCAAGCUUUACGUCCAACGCUACAAGUACUUCCGGAAACACGGACGCAGGAUGGAUGACGAAGAAAGAGAGGAACGGGAAUCGGGGGGGUUGCAUCCGUCUACCUGAGACAAACGGCGUGUCGUGGUUCAGACCUCCACUCACAGCUCUCCUUCUCUGUCCUUAAAGUUUACUCUGUCCAUAGUCUGAUCUCCUCUGUCUGCUGUAAAUAUGUCUGAUGUAGAAACCACAACAUGAAUGCAGCCUUCGGGAAGGGAGGCGCAGGUGAGCUGCAUGCCCACAGCCCCCCAGCGAAGAUCCACAUGUGCUUAAGGUCAUACGGUGCCGACACACGUCAGGCACACGCGGGCCGUGGGUGUUCAAACCCACCGCCGCCAGCGCAGAAAUGAAGCCGAACACUAACCUGUCAGUCUGUGAGGAGGCAGGGGCCGACCCCCCCUGCUGUCCGGGAGCCGCAGAGACGCUCAAACCAGUUAACCCUCUGAGUUUCUUAUUCUGUCUGUGUACGGUGUGCAUGUGUUACCGCGGCUGAGGAAGGUGGCAGAUGUCUUUAUUAAAUAACGACCUACAAAUAUAAAUGUGUCUGGAAAGUC